AUGGUAGUUGUGGUGGAGAUCAAGAGCGGGCAAGGUAAUGGCCUUACGAAUGAUAUGAUCAAUCACGUCUUCAAUUCGCAAACCAUUGCUUUGGAAUACGUACGACAACAACUGGGCUAUCGCCAGACGGAGAAAAUGGAAAAACUUUCGCAAAUGCCAUUCUUGCAAGAUCUGCUAGGCUUCAUUGAAAGUGACCUUAUCGUCUAUCCUCGUCUCAAUAGCUUUACCAGGGAUCUUGACAAUAUGUAUAAAUGCAUGAGAAUACGCGGUGAGCUCAACGGGAUGGCUAUUUACCUUGGAUGUGCGCUGGAUAACGGCUUGUCGAUGCAUUUGAAUGCGAGGGGAGAUGCCUUUUUUAUUGGCACAACGUCAACAGGUAAACCAGUCACUAGCAACGUGCUUUGGGGAGCUGCGAGCUUUAUAUACAAGGCUAUGGAUUACUACUCUGAUGAAGAUUACGCACCAGAGCAACGAGAAGAAUUAUUCCGCAAAUGGGGUCAGCAAUAUCGUAUGGGUACGUGGGAGCCUAUGGCGGGAAGUGUUGGUCUUAACUUGUACCAGACAGACCCUUUCAAAUGUCAGACGCACUGGACAACACUUGAUCAUCGUACACACUCGUAA
Plasmopara halstedii is the source of this 621-nucleotide messenger RNA. RefSeq lists its product as uncharacterized. The record is from RefSeq and is a predicted model, not a curated record. Bases 1 to 621 code for a protein of 206 amino acids. The transcript has a single exon. Lineage: Eukaryota; Oomycota; Peronosporomycetes; Peronosporales; Peronosporaceae.